UUACAUUCCAUUAAGGAAACCAAAAGGAACAAGAAAAAUGGGUUCCCAAAUCUUGUUCUUCUUCAUGUUCUCAUUGCUCUCAAUUUUCUCCACCAUUUCGGAAUCUGCCUUAGUGCCUGCAAUCUAUGUGUUCGGAGACUCAUUAGUCGACGUUGGAAAUAAUAACCAUUUGAAGCUUUCAAUAGCCAAGGCCAACUUUCCCCACAACGGAAUUGAUUUUCCGACCAAAAAGCCGACCGGGAGAUUCUCUAAUGGCAAGAAUGCUGCGGAUUAUAUUGCCGAGAAGGUGGGGUUGCCGACAUCGCCGCCAUAUCUGUCUCUCAUAUCCAAGUUCAGAAAGGUUAUCAACACGAAACCCUUUAAGACAGGCGUAAGCUUCGCUUCGGGCGGUGCGGGAAUCUUUAACGAAACAAAUAAUCUUUUUAAGCAAUCGGUGGCGAUGGACCAACAAAUUGAGUAUUAUUCGUUGGUGUAUCAAAAGCUGGUAGUAGAGCUGGGAUUGUCUGCAGCGCAAGCACACCUCUCCAAAUCGCUGUUUACCGUUGUGAUUGGAAGCAAUGACAUCUUUGGCUAUCAUGAGUCGUCUGAUUUGCGUAAAAAGUACUCCCCACAGCAAUACGUGGAGUCCAUGGCCUCCACUCUCAAGUCCCAGCUUAAGCGAUUAUAUGGGUAUGGAGCAAGAAAAUACGUGGUGACAGGAAUAGGAUUAGUGGGGUGCACUCCAUCGCAAAGGAAGAGGAGCAAAACAGGCGAAUGCGACGAGGAAGUCAAUAGCUGGGCAGCAGAGUACAAUGUGGCUCUAAAAUCAAUGCUGCAAACCCUCAAAAUGGAGCUCAACAACAACAUUUCCUUCACCUACUUCGAAGUGUAUGCAGUCAUGUCCGACUUCAUUCGUUCACCAUCUUCAUUCGGAUUCACGGAGAUUAAAAGUGCUUGUUGUGGGCAUGGGCAUUUGAAUGCAGACCUUCCAUGCUUACCAAUUGCAGCGUUUUGUUCAAAUAGAAACAGUCAUUUGUUUUGGGACCUCUAUCAUCCUACACAAGAAGCAAGCCGCGUGCUUGCUGAUUACAUAUUCAAUGGUCCAUUUACAUACCCAAUCAAUGUCAACCAACUCAUUGCUCUAUGAUUCUACACACAAAAAACAAGUGAGCCCUAAAUGUAUUGCUAUAUCUCUUUUGAUGUAGAGGACAAAAUAAAUGAGUGUCUCAUCAUAAUUCUUAAUUACCUUGUUUCU
Molecule: messenger RNA, 1234 nt
Organism: Cucurbita moschata (crookneck pumpkin)
Lineage: Eukaryota; Viridiplantae; Streptophyta; Magnoliopsida; Cucurbitales; Cucurbitaceae
Product: GDSL esterase/lipase At5g55050
Exons: 5
Coding region: 38-1126 (362 amino acids)
Molecular function (GO): hydrolase activity, acting on ester bonds
Source: RefSeq, a predicted model, not a curated record